AUGUCUCGAGUAGCAAAAAGAAUAAAACUUGAACCUAAUACAACUUCAAAUGGAAGUCAAAAAGAGGAAAAACAUCCUCUUUAUUCAGGUCAAUUUAUGACAUCAAGUAUUGAUAAUGAUGCUGAGCCAAUUGACGUUCCAUGUCCAUCACCUAUUCCAAAUGCAACUACACAAGGUUUACCUUUUCUUAAUGAUACACCACAAGGAGUACCAGAACGACGAACAGAACCUAACGGUCAAUUUACUAGUUUAUAUUCUCUUCUCUGUGUUAUUAAUACAGUAUAUAGAUCUAAUUUAACAUCACCGAAAUGGAAAAAUUUUCGUGGAUCACGUAUUGAAUGUCAAGAUAGAAUUCGUUUAAAUAAUAUUAUAUGGCGAACAUGGCAUCAACAAUAUGUUCGAAAUAUGAAGAAAGUUGUUUGUCAAUUUGUUUCACCGUUAGAUACACAAAUAUUACCGACACAAUUAACACAACAAUCAAAACAACAAAUAAUAAAUAAUUUGAAAGGUGAAUAUAUUAAAUGGAGACAAAAUUCAAAAAAAGCAUUAAGAAAAUUUGAAAAUGAUUUACCGAGUGAUGAAACAAAAAAUCUUUUGGAAAAAGUUACAGAAACUUAUACACCAAAAAUAAAUACAAAUCUUCGUCGUAUAGCAACACCACCACCUGAAUCAUAUAAUUUCUUUGAUGAAUUUGAUUUAAUUGAAGAUCAAUUACUUUUUUCAACAACAAAUAUAUUUAAUGAUAAAGAUGUUGGUCUUGGUGGAAAUCCAGAUUUAUAUCAACCUGUUAUGGGUCAAUGUCUUUUUGAUUUUAAUUCUUUACUUGAUGGUUUAGAUCAAACAAUGACAAGUAAUAAAAUUUUUCGUUUGAAUAAUUAA
Molecule: messenger RNA, 879 nt
Organism: Rotaria sordida
Lineage: Eukaryota; Metazoa; Rotifera; Eurotatoria; Philodinida; Philodinidae
Source: the annotation of a GenBank genome assembly